Xenopus laevis (African clawed frog) is the source of this 1577-nucleotide messenger RNA. RefSeq names its product methyltransferase like 22 L homeolog (gene mettl22.L). The coding region runs from base 232 to 1149 and encodes 305 amino acids. The transcript is spliced from 9 exons. Gene Ontology annotation, molecular function: protein methyltransferase activity. Gene Ontology annotation, cellular component: nucleus. The record is from RefSeq and is a predicted model, not a curated record. NCBI's taxonomy places the organism in Eukaryota, Metazoa, Chordata, Amphibia, Anura, Pipidae.
GCGCGCGCACUGACAUAAACCCGAGAGCGCGCAGACGUCACGCGCGCAUUCGCGCAAAACAACAUGGCGGCGCUGGUAAAGCGAGGGAUUUAAAGGCGAAGCAGUUCGAAAGUUAAUUCAGGGACAGUCCCUUUAAUACGGAUACUGUCCCCAGAUCUGGUCAUAUUACCCUUUAGCAACAUCUUUGGUUGCCCCUGCCGUUAGCAGCCAAAAAACGUAGCUGACGAAGAAAUGGAAGAAAUUACUUUCACCAGUGACACUAUCUUGUCAGAGGUCCAUUUACACAAACGACAUAAAAGGCAUUUCAUGGUCAGACUAAAUGCAGUGGGCCAGCCAGUUUUCCAGUCAGUGUUUAAAAUUCUUUCCCACAAUAACACACAAGAGACAGUAAGGAAAGCAUCUUCUUUUAAUGAUAAGAAAACAGAAGAUACAGAAAAGGAUUAUAGUUCUUGUUCUCCUGAAGGCAUACAGCAAAAUGAUUCAGAGAAUAUAGGAAACCUGGUUGAUGAAGAUGGAGAUCUUGAAGUCACUAGAAGACCUCAAUCUUUUUCUGAGAGAAGGGAACAGAACUCUGCUCGGAAUAUUGUAUGUCCCACCAUAAUUACAAUUGGAAAUGAGGAAGACUAUACCUGUGAAGAAAAUAUUGACAGCAGUCAUAACAUAGUGAAAAUUGAGCACACUAUGGCAACACCUCUAGAGGACGUUGGUAAGCAGAUCUGGAGAGGUGCUUUCCUUCUUGCUGAUUACAUUCUCUGGCAGCCCGAUCUCUUCAGAGACUGUACUGUGCUUGAACUGGGAGCAGGCACUGGUUUCACAAGCAUUAUUAUGGCUAUGAUUGCCAAGACCGUAUACUGCACAGAUGUUGGUGAAGACUUGUUGGAGAUGUGCAAGAGAAAUGUGAGCCUGAAUAAAUGUCUUACUGAACCAGCAGGAGGAAAAGUCACCGUAAAGCAAUUGGAUUGGUUAAAGGAAGAAUUUUCUGAAGAUUCAGAAUCUCCAUACAGUUGGACAGAAGAAGAUAUAGCUGACCUUUAUGAUCAUACGACAGUCAUCAUUGCUGCUGAUGGAGCUGUGGAAAAUUACUGCAGUGUCACUUACUUGACUGGAAAAAAAGUUAAAGAUGACCAACCCAGUAUUAAUAGUGAAUAGUGAUCCCUGAACCAAGAACAAAGAAAAUCUUGGCAAACUCUGUAAUCUUGCUCUGAUUCUGUCAAAGCAAGUAGUAGCUUUAGCAAGUAUCAGACAGAGCAAUUGACUCAGUAUCACAAAACAUAAAAAAGCCUUAUAUUUUAGAUAUUUAACUAAAAACAGAAUGCACAUUUUUUCUUUUUCGUGGUGCAUCCAGAGACCUGUGGACCCCUUAUGUACGUAUGUCACCAGUAACAAUUAGUUGUGUAAUCCCACAAACUCUAUCCACCCAUAGCUAUCAAACAUUUAGAGGAACAUUUUAAUACUCCCCUAAACUCCCAUAAAUUCUAAAUUCGACCAAUCGAAUUUUAUUUUAAAAAAGAAAAAAAGAAAAAUUUAUUGUAGAUUUGAGUGUUUUCUCCGAAAAAAAACCAGGAAGGCUGUAAACA